Fusarium poae is the source of this 1170-nucleotide messenger RNA. RefSeq names its product 26S protease regulatory subunit 8 (gene PSMC5). Lineage: Eukaryota; Fungi; Ascomycota; Sordariomycetes; Hypocreales; Nectriaceae. The transcript is spliced from 2 exons. The record is from RefSeq and is a predicted model, not a curated record. Gene Ontology annotation, molecular function: ATP binding; ATP hydrolysis activity; proteasome-activating activity. Gene Ontology annotation, biological process: proteasome-mediated ubiquitin-dependent protein catabolic process. The coding region runs from base 1 to 1170 and encodes 389 amino acids. Gene Ontology annotation, cellular component: proteasome regulatory particle, base subcomplex.
AUGGCGCUCGACGAGUACUACCACAACAAGAUCGAGGCGAUGAAGCUCGAGAUUCUUAAGGGUCAAGCUGCGCUUCGUCGUCUUGAAGCUCAGAGAAACGACUACAACUCCCGAGUACGAUUGUUGAGAGAAGAGCUGGGUCUGUUGCAACAGCCUGGAUCCUAUGUUGGCGAGGUCGUCAAGGUCAUGAGCACCAAGAAGAUUCUCGUCAAGGUACACCCAGAAGGCAAAUAUGUUGUCGAUGUGUCGGAUAGCGUCGAUGUCGCCAAACUCACACCCGGAAAGCGAGUUACUCUACUGUCGGAUAGCUACAAACUUGAAAAGAUGCUACCUUCAUCCGUCGAUCCCCUCGUCUCUCUCAUGAUGGUAGAGAAGGUUCCCGACAGCACAUACGACAUGAUUGGUGGUCUCGACCAGCAAAUCAAGGAAAUCAAGGAAGUUAUCGAACUGGGUCUCAAGCACCCUGAGCUCUUUGAGUCUCUUGGUAUCGCACAGCCCAAGGGUGUUUUGCUAUACGGUCCUCCCGGUACAGGAAAGACACUACUUGCAAGAGCUGUUGCCCACCAUACUGCCUGUAAAUUUAUCCGAGUGUCGGGUUCUGAGCUGGUGCAGAAGUAUAUCGGUGAGGGUAGUCGAAUGGUCCGAGAGCUCUUCGUUAUGGCUCGAGAACACGCCCCAUCAAUCAUCUUCAUGGAUGAAAUCGACAGCAUUGGAUCCUCACGAGUGGAGGGCUCUUCGGGUGGAGAUUCCGAAGUGCAACGAACCAUGCUGGAGUUGCUGAACCAGCUUGAUGGUUUCGAGCCUACCAAGAACAUCAAGGUCAUCAUGGCCACCAACCGUCUCGACAUUCUCGACCCCGCUCUCUUGCGACCAGGACGUAUCGACCGAAAGAUCGAGUUCCCCCCGCCUAGUGUCGAGGCCCGAGCGGAUAUUCUUCGUAUUCACAGCCGAAAGAUGAACUUGACCCGUGGCAUCAACCUGACCAAGAUUGCCGAGAAGAUGAACGGGUGCUCUGGUGCUGAGCUCAAGGGUGUGUGCACAGAAGCCGGUAUGUACGCUCUACGUGAGCGAAGAGUGCAUGUGACACAAGAAGACUUUGAGCUUGCUACAGCAAAGAUUCUCAACAAGCACGACGACAAGGAAGUUUCUCUUGGAAAACUUUGGAAGUGA